AAAUGAAGAAAUGAUAUUGUAGUCCCACUAUAAUUCAUUGAUUUGGAAAUACAAAAUGGCGAAACUGAAAAAUGUGAUUAAAUUUAUAAAUUAUUUUGAGGAAUGGAAAGACGAAAGUAUAAAUGUGGCAAGUAUUAUAUAUAGACGAUGCGAUGCGGUUUGAGGCACCGAAAAAGGGCUUAAAUUGGUUCCUAAAUACUAGUGCUAUAAGAAUUCCAUAAAGAGAAAGCUGGCGCGGAAAUGGAGGAGAUAACCAUUAAUUACCACCAUGCAUUGCCAUUUCUCUUUUCACUCAUUACUCUUUCUCCCUCGCAUAAAUUAACAUCCCUCAACAACACACAUUCUUAAUCUUACCAAUCAAAAAUGGUGUUCCCAGAUCGGCAGCCAUGGAUCCCCAGUUUCCUCUACGAAAUGCCGCAGGAUCGGCCAUCAACCGGCGGGAGCUUCAUGAUCCCAGCGCCCAACGAGACAAAGAUAGCCAUGUUCUCGCCCCAAUACUACGCCGCAUGCACCGCCGGUGGAAUUUUCAGCUGCGGCCUCACUCACAUGGCCGUCACCCCACUCGAUCUCGUCAAGUGCAACAUGCAGAUAAAUCCUGCAAAAUACAAGAGCAUAGGUUCAGGUUUUGGAGUUCUCCUAAGGGAGCAAGGAGUGAAAGGUUUCUUCAGGGGCUGGGUGCCCACCCUGCUCGGCUACAGCGCCCAGGGAGCCUGCAAGUUCGGCUUCUACGAGUUCUUCAAGAAGUACUACUCCGACAUGGCUGGCCCCGAGAACGCUGCCAAAUAUAAAACCUUCAUCUUUCUCGCUGGCUCCGCCUCCGCUGAAGUCAUCGCUGACAUCGCCCUCUGCCCCUUUGAGGCCGUCAAGGUUCGCGUCCAGACUCAGCCUGGCUUCGCCCGAGGCCUCGCUGAUGGCCUCCCCAAGUUCAUCCGUGCUGAAGGAGCCUCAGGCCUUUACAAGGGGAUUGUUCCGCUCUGGGGGCGCCAGAUUCCAUAUACGAUGAUGAAGUUCUCCACCUUCGAGAACAUUGUUGAGAGCAUCUACAAGAACGCCAUUCCAGUGCCCAAGGACCAGUGCAGCAAGCAGUUGCAGCUCGGAGUCAGCUUCGCUGGCGGAUAUAUUGCAGGAGUAUUCUGUGCUAUUGUUUCACACCCUGCUGACAACUUGGUCUCCUUCCUCAACAAUGCCAAAGGAGCCACAGUAGGCGAUGCUGUCAAUAAGCUUGGCUUAUGGGGUCUGUGCACGCGAGGACUCCCUCUUCGUAUUGUCAUGAUCGGCACCCUCACUGGGGCGCAGUGGGGCAUCUAUGACGCAUUCAAAGUCUUUGUUGGCCUGCCUACCACCGGUGGUGGCAGUCCAGCUCCUGCAAAAAAGUGAGGAGAAAUUAAGUUAGAUGAGAUUACAAAACACAAUUUUUUUCAUCUUGAUUUAUAAUUUUCUGGAGGCACUAGUAGAAGCAGAUAGAUUCUGAAUAAUUAUGGCACUUACCGUUGACAAACAUGAUUCUUGUUGCUUCUGUAAGACCACCAAAAGCCAAUAUUCUGUUGGUAUUCUUGUAUUGAGUUACAUUUUUUAGUUA
Messenger RNA from Salvia miltiorrhiza (redroot sage), 1579 nucleotides. RefSeq names its product mitochondrial phosphate carrier protein 3, mitochondrial-like. NCBI's taxonomy places the organism in Eukaryota, Viridiplantae, Streptophyta, Magnoliopsida, Lamiales, Lamiaceae. Gene Ontology annotation, biological process: mitochondrial phosphate ion transmembrane transport. Gene Ontology annotation, cellular component: mitochondrial inner membrane. Gene Ontology annotation, molecular function: phosphate transmembrane transporter activity. The record is from RefSeq and is a predicted model, not a curated record.